GCAAGAUCGUGAGUCCGCCGCCGCCGACGACGUACAGGUGCUGACCGAGCCUCUCGACGACACCAACUUCCCCUGCGCCCAUCCUCCGUUCCUCUAUCGACUCUUAUCGAACCUCCGCGUCGAAUCGCGCCGAAAUCCCAUUCACAAUCGCCUUUGACCCCUCUCUGCGUCCCCAUUUCCACCUCCCUCCCACCAACUCUCAUCCCCGGAUCUGCGCGCCCCGCGAAACUCUGCGCUUCCUCGCUCCCCCGCUCGUCCCGUUCGCGUAACAGAAAAUGUCGGCCGUCCAGUGCUUCGGCAAGAAGAAGACCGCCACCGCGGUGGCGCACGUCACCCCCGGCCGCGGCCUCGUCCGCCUUAACGGCUCCCCCAUCUCGCUCGUCGAGCCUGCUCUCCUCCGCUACAAGGUCUACGAGCCCAUCCUCGUUGCCGGCUCGGACAAGUUCGCCAACAUCGACAUCCGCCUCCGCGUCAAGGGUGGUGGCCACGUCUCGCAGCUCUACGCUCUCCGCCAGGCCAUCGCCAAGGGCCUCGUCGCAUUCUACGCCAAGAACGAGGACGCCGCCUCGGCCCUUGAGCUCAAGAAGACCCUCAUCGCCUACGACCGUACCCUCCUCGUCGCCGACCCCCGCCGUUGCGAGCCCAAGAAGUUCGGCGGUCGCGGUGCCCGUGCUCGUCGCCAGAAGUCGUACCGUUAAACACCUCGGCGGAGCCGUCGCCAGCCCCGGCCGCGCUCAGAGGCCGCGCGGAGGAGCUGCGCGAUGGUGCGUGUUUGCAUUGGGGUAUGUAUAUCAUGACCUUGCGG
This is a messenger RNA of Cutaneotrichosporon oleaginosum, 805 nucleotides long. Its product is annotated as 40S ribosomal protein uS9. Lineage: Eukaryota; Fungi; Basidiomycota; Tremellomycetes; Trichosporonales; Trichosporonaceae. Gene Ontology annotation, biological process: translation; maturation of SSU-rRNA from tricistronic rRNA transcript (SSU-rRNA, 5.8S rRNA, LSU-rRNA). Gene Ontology annotation, molecular function: structural constituent of ribosome; RNA binding. Gene Ontology annotation, cellular component: ribosome; cytosolic small ribosomal subunit. The record is from RefSeq and is a predicted model, not a curated record.